GUCGCUGAAGCGCUGGAGCGAGGAGCGCGGCGUGUGGUGCGAGAAGGGCGUGCAGGUGCUGCUGACCACGGUGGGCGCCUUCGCCGCUUUCGGCCUCAUGACCAUCGCCAUCAGCACCGACUACUGGCUCUACACGCGCGCCCUCAUCUGCAACACCACCAACCUCACGGCCGGCGCCGACGACGCGCCUGCCCCCCGCGGGGGCUCCGGCUCCGGCUCGGAGCGCAAGGACCCGGGCGGCCUCACGCACUCGGGCCUGUGGCGCAUCUGCUGCCUGGAAGGACUGAAAAGAGGCGUCUGCGUCAAGAUCAACCACUUCCCGGAGGACACGGACUACGACCAUGACAGCGCGGAGUAUCUGCUCCGCGUCGUCCGGGCCUCCAGCAUCUUCCCCAUCCUCAGCGCCAUCCUGCUGCUGCUGGGCGGCGUGUGCGUGGCGGCCUCCCGGGUCUACAAGUCCAAGCGGAACAUCAUCCUGGGCGCGGGGAUCCUGUUUGUGGCGGCAGGCCUGAGCAACAUCAUCGGCGUGAUCGUGUACAUCUCGGCCAACGCGGGCGAGCCGGGCCCGAAGCGCGACGAGGAGAAGAAGAGCCACUACUCGUACGGCUGGUCCUUCUACUUCGGCGGGCUGUCCUUCAUCCUGGCCGAGGUGAUCGGCGUGCUGGCCGUCAACAUGUACAUCGAGCGCAGCCGCGAGGCGCACUGCCAGUCGCGCUCGGACCUGCUCAAGGCCGGCGGGGGCGCGGGCGGCAGUGGCGGGAGCGGCCCCUCGGCCAUCCUCCGUCUGCCCAGUUACCGCUUCCGCUACCGCCGCCGCUCCCGCUCCAGCUCCCGCUCCAGCGAGCUGUCUCCGUCGCGGGACGCGUCCCCGGGCGGCCCCGGCGGGCCCGGCUUCGCCUCCACGGACAUCUCCAUGUACACGCUCAGCCGCGACCCGUCCAAGGGCAGCGUGGCGGCGGCGGGCGGCGGGGCGGCGGGCGCGUUCGGCGGGGCGGCGGGGGCCGGCGGCGCGGGCGGCGAGCGGGACCGUGCGGGCGCGCCCGGCUUCCUCACGCUGCACAACGCCUUCCCCAAGGAGGCGGCGGGCGGCGCGGGCGGCGGGGUCACGGUCACCGUCACCGGGCCGCCCUCCGCGCCCGCGCCCGCGCCGCCCGCCGCGCCCGCCGCGCCCGCGCCCGGGACCCUGGCCAAGGAGGCCGCGGCCUCCAACACCAACACGCUCAACAGGAAGACCACGCCGGUGUAGGGGCGCGGGGCGCGGGCCCCCCGGGGGGCGUCCGGGGC
Molecule: messenger RNA, 1284 nt
Organism: Ochotona curzoniae (black-lipped pika)
Lineage: Eukaryota; Metazoa; Chordata; Mammalia; Lagomorpha; Ochotonidae
Gene: CACNG8
Product: calcium voltage-gated channel auxiliary subunit gamma 8
Exons: 4
Coding region: 98-1246 (382 amino acids)
Biological process (GO): neurotransmitter receptor transport, postsynaptic endosome to lysosome; neurotransmitter receptor internalization; calcium ion transport
Cellular component (GO): AMPA glutamate receptor complex; postsynaptic density membrane
Molecular function (GO): voltage-gated calcium channel activity; channel regulator activity
Source: RefSeq, a predicted model, not a curated record